AGCCUGUGGUGAUGGGUGGCGUGGUCCUCUCCUUCCUCCUUCCAACUAUCAUAAGUCGAGGAAUGUAUGGCGGGUCGCUAAGAAAAGGCAUAAACGAGAAAUAAACGAGAAAUUAUUCAACAAUGAUUUAGUUACUCCUUUAAGGCAAGACUCCAUUUUUUGUGAGCCGUCAAAACAAGAGUCACAAACAGCUGAUGCGGGGGAGCGGAACACCUGCAGGCGUACCGCCAUGCCCACGAAUAAUCCCAGGUAGCGGGAUGUGUGAUGACUUCCAAGAGCAUAGUAUUCACGUAACCUACCGCCAUAUGAAUAUCAACCAUUGCAUACAUAUGUACCUUUCAGGGGUACCUUCAUAGCAUUUCAGAUUAUUACAGGUAUUCCUUUAGCACUAGCUCAGCUUUUAAGACUUGCCACUUAAAGGAUAGUGGUGACAAUUAUCAUGGAAUCAUCCUACUUAUACUUCCUGCCCCUCACUGUCUUUGUGCUCUUCCCCGCUACCUUCAUUGUCACAUACAUCAUAUCAAUCUUACUGAAACACACAGAACCAGACUUUCCAUACAUCAGUGAUACAGGAACCUACUCUCCAGAGAGUUGUAUUUUCAGUCAAGCUCUGAACAUUGGAGCAUUUGCAAUACUCGUCACAAUCUACAUACGCUUCCGUCAGAUUGCUGAGCUGUACCGCAACCAUUCUUCUUCAGCCAACAUUGUGAGGCUGAAUCGUGUUGGUUUGUGUGUUGGUUCUCUUGCAGCUCUUGGUAUAUCAAUUGUUGCAAACUUCCAAGAGACUAAUGUAUUUUUUGUGCAUAUAACUGGAGCUCUGAUUGCGUUUGGCUUUGGAACCACAUACCUAUGGGUUCAGGCAAUGUGCUCUUACCAAACUCAUCCUCUGGUGAACAGUUUGGCCAUGGCCCAUGUUCGUAUGGGGUUGGCUGUUGUGGCUUCCAUCUUCUUUGUGGUGGGUUGUGUUUGCGCAAGUAUUGCUCAUUCACAGUUCAAAGGUAGCGACCCUCGUAAGUGGUAUCCUGAGGAUGGGGGCUGGGGCUUCCAUGUGGCCAGCACUGUGUCUGAGUGGGUGUGUGCUGCAGCAUUCAAUUUCUUUAUGCUGACACUUGUGGAUGAAUUUAAAAGCAUUUCUAUGGAUCCUCCCCAGGUGUAUGUGUCUGUAGAUACAUUGGCACCGACACAGUAUAGUGGGAUUGGAGAGCAAGAUCAGACAACAGAUGAUGUACAAGCUAUUUUGUCAUCUCAUUCAUACAUCACCUGAGGAACAUCCUCCCAGUCAGCUAGUCACUUGCCUGCUGACUGCUUUGUGGAGGGCAUGGGAGGGAGCAGUGAUGAUGAUUUGAGGCGUUUGCCAAACUUUGGGCAGGAAAGAAAUAAUAAUCCUGAAUGGCAAAAAGUUAAGUUACUCUUAAGCAACUGCUUCAAUUUUUCAUGUGAAGGAAAUGUUCUUUUAGAUGAUGAAAAUAUAUCUUGUUUAGAAGACUCCCCAGAAAUGAAAAGAGAUGAAGUGUCCUGCGAUAGAAAAGUUUCUGACUCGAUGGUGUGUGAUAAUGAAAAUGGGCAUGGAGUUCUCUCGUGCAUUUCAUCUCCAGAAAUUCAUUCAACUGAUUAUAUAACUCAUGAUGGAUCAUCUGCAGAAUGGGAAAAUAACAAGUUGUAUCCUGAUAUCAAGAAACAGUCAGGCAAAAACUAUAACUCAUUUGAGUCUUCUCCUCCCCUUGAUGAAAUCACGGAUGCUAAGGAGGCUUCUUUGGGAUCGCCAGGUCUCUUGACCACAAAUGAUGAACUAAGGCCUUUGAUUUCAAAGUAUAAUUCAGUGUUUUAUAGAAAUGGUGGAAGUGUUACAAAUGAAUAUGAUUGUGUUGCUAAAAAGGAAAAGUUUUAUAAUAAGGUUUUGCCAUUCCCUAUCAUGAGCAAAAGUUUUGGUUCUCCAGAAUACUCAGGCGCUGUAAAUUCUUUAGUCAAAUUUGAUGAUGAUACAAAUUCACAUUCUGUAUCUUUAAAUUAUAACAAAGAUAUGGAAUGUAAAGGUGAUAAUCUGUCAGUUUUUCAGAAGCCUAUUGUAGCAAAGGAUACAAUGAUCCUCUGCAAUGACUUAGACAGUGAUUGCCAUGUAAUUCCUUUAUCUUUCAGCCCAAAUGUCCACCCAGACAUGGGCUUAGUGCCUCCACUUAACAGCCAAGUGUCCAUGAACAAUAGUGUGCCUCCAGGAACUUUAGUUAGCUCUUCCUGUAAUAGUAAUUCAUUGGUAACUUUGUUGAAUCAGACCAAAGACUCCACCCAUCCGGCUUCUUGGCCACGAAGGCGACCCCAGUCACUUCGUGUGGCCAUGUGUUAUUCUGACCCUGAGCAUCUGCAAGCUAGUUUAGAAAACCCUUCACCUGUUGUUAACCUCCAAGAAAUAGCACUAGAAGACAUGACAACAAAUUCUUUAAAAGACUGUUUUUCAAGAAAAACAAACAUAUUAUCAAGUCCACCAGGCUUCAAUAGCUUGCCUGCUCACAAUGAAAGUAAGCUUAAGUGUCCAUUAAAUGAAAAUCUUAGUGGGAAACAAGAGCUUUCUUCGGAAAUAGAACAUAGAAAAGAUGAAGAUAGGGAUGUGUUAAGAGAUACAAAACCAGAUGAUGGUGAUAAUGUUACUGCAACUUCAAGUAGGGAUAAUGUUUUACAAGCAUCAGAUGUUUGUAAAGAAUCCUUCAAUUCAAUAACAGAGACUUUUCAUGCAAGCAAUGUUUUCACAAAUGUCACCCAAAGACAUGUGGAAUCUGAAGAUUGGGCUCUAAAAUCUCCGAGCAGUGACAAGGAAAAUGACCCAACAAUACUUUCUGUACGACCUAAGAUAAAAAGUAUUAGUACUUCUCAUUCACCAAAAAAAAAAAAAAUGUCUCCUUUGAAAAAGCAUAAGUCACCUAGGAAACAUAAACCUGAUGUUAUGAAAGAGGUUCCGUCAAAGUCAUUGUUACCACAGAAAUGUGAAAAUAUCAACAAAAAGGACAGUGUAUGCAGUAGAGAAGAAGAUGUGUGGGCAGUUGAUGAUUUCCUGCCUAUAAAGAAGCAUCAUCACAGUCAUUGUGUGGAACAACCUGACAAAAAUUCAAAGUUGUCUCCCACUUUGGUAGUGAAAAAUUCACUGUGUGGAUCAGAAGUUAAGGCAGGAUCAAAAUCUGACAAUGUUAAAGGUAAUAUGACACCUUUUUUUGAUGAUACAGAUUUUAGCAUGGUAAAUAGUACAUUUUCAACCGACACAGGCUAUGAGACAGAAACAAACGUAAAUUCAGUAAGUGGAGAGGACUGUAUUACAGCUGAUGAAGUAUCCAAAUCAAAGGAAAUAUCAACAUUACGUUCAAUGGCUCAAAGGAGUCUUAUGCCUGAUGUCAACUCCUCACUUUGUGUGCCCUCUGCCCACUCUACUCCUAUUAAUUUAUCAGGUCCUGCUACACCUAACACUGUUACUGAAGAUCUUACAGAAUACUACAGCAUUUGCUCUGAAUUAACAAAUUUAAUUAAUUUAUCUAAUACUAUUUCAUUGCAAAAAGAAGCAGGUGAUGACACUCCAGAUUACCUUAGCAUAUCUUCUGAAUUACCUGGAGUAUCAAAGCUACUAGAGGACAGUCCUUCUGCUGAUUUUGAUAUGCAACAGUGUUUUGUAGAGGAUAAUAAGAAUGUUGAACUCUCAGACAAUUCAUCAAGAUCAGACCAAGUUUCUCACAGCUGUGACUCUCAAGAUCCACCCUCAAAUGUGGAGCCUUCAACAGUUCUUGACACCUCAGUAGAUCAAGAUCCUCCAUCUCCCUCUGAGAAAGAAAAGACUCCUCCAGGCUCAUCUUCACCAUCCCCAGUGAACACCCCCUCACAAGAAUUAGUUGAAGUGAAGUAUGUGCAGCUUUCACUUAGCAUUGUGUUGGCCAUUGUCCUUCAUGCUAUGCAAAGUAUUUCCCAGUUUAUGUUAGAAAUAUUUCUUGCCACUGAACAAGAUGACCGAUGGGAUUAGUUAAUAAAAAUGUAUUGUUGUUUAGUUUGGUGCUUUGAUUAAAGGUGUAAAAAUUUGAAAACAAAAUCCCUCGCUUUCACAGAAAUGAGAUUAUAAAUGCUUUAUGCAUUUGUGAAGUAUGUUAAUUGAAAGUACACAAUAUAAAGAAAAUUAUUAACUUGAUGAUUUUGUUACUUUUUAAUUUUUACUUAAAGGUACACCUUUUAAGGACAGAGUGGUGUUUCUAAAUGGAGGACUUUAGUGGUUGUAUUUUUUGUAUACAUAUGCUGCACUGUUAUGUCAAUUCAUGUUUUUGAAAUACAGUCAAGUGACUAAAAUACUGAUGUUAAGUGAGUUACAAUGUGGGAUCACUUAUGAAAUACCUACUUAAAUGGCAGUAAAGUAUAGGGAACCAUAGAAAAAGUAAACAUUUUUGUAUCAGAGAAAUUCAACCUAUGCUUAACAAAAUCAUUGUGUCAGAGUGAAAAAAGUCAUCAGUAUCAAGUGUAUGUUAAUUACUGUCAUGUUUAUGAAAAUCCCUUGCCUCCUCUUAUCAAUUCUUAUGUUGUUGGAGGAUGGCACUACUUGCCUUGGAGAUAUUUUGUAUGUACUAACCCUCUUGGCUAUGUAAUUAUGUAGACUGAGCAAUAGUACAAUGAUUACUUGAUAUAGAUGAUCAUGAGAAAAAGCUGACAUUAUGAGGAGUGUAAGAGACAUUUGUUGGUACUUCCACAAUGUAUUGUUUGUACUCAUAGCUAGCUUAAAGUACUGAAUGGAGGUCAAGGUGCAUUCCAGUACCUUGCUGGCAGAGUUCAAAGCUUAUUAAAGUCUGGUAAAUGUGCUUGGACUGAUAGAUAAUCAGCAAUAUUUGAUAAGUAUCAAAUAAUGUCUUAAACCCUUGAC
This is a messenger RNA of Portunus trituberculatus (swimming crab), 4876 nucleotides long. Its product is annotated as DNA damage-regulated autophagy modulator protein 2-like. The transcript has 8 exons. The record is from RefSeq and is a predicted model, not a curated record. Bases 440 to 1264 code for a protein of 274 amino acids. Lineage: Eukaryota; Metazoa; Arthropoda; Malacostraca; Decapoda; Portunidae.